AUGCGUAAUACUUUCCUGAAGACCAUUAGACAGGACUGGAAGGGAAGCAAGAUCCUGUUUGGCCGAACCAGAGUCAUGCAAAAGGCUCUUGGUAGAACUCCCGAGGAGGAACACAGAGAGAACCUUGCCCAAUUAACUAAGCAUAUGAGUGGAGACGUUGGUUUGUUAAUGACUGACGAGGAACCUCAAGUUGUACGAGACUAUUUCGAGUCGUUUGUCAAGUCUGAUUUCGCUCGUGCUGGUAUUGUUGCUCCCCUAACAUUCACAAUUCCCGCUGGUAUCGUGUACUCCAGAGGUGGUCAGAUUCCUGCUGAGGAUGAUGUUCCUCUGGCACACUCUUUAGAGUCUACUAUCAGAUCCUUGGGUGUUCCAACUCAACUCAAGGCUGGUAAGGUUGUACUUUCUGGCGACCAUACUGUUUGUACAGAGGGCCAGGUUCUUGAUGGUAAGCAAACUAGACUGCUCAAGCAGUUCGGUAUUGCCUGCUCCGAGUUCAAAAUCGUCCUGGUUGCCUACUACGACCGCGAGGCCAGCGAGGUGCAAACUGAAUAG
Molecule: messenger RNA, 552 nt
Organism: Sugiyamaella lignohabitans
Lineage: Eukaryota; Fungi; Ascomycota; Dipodascomycetes; Dipodascales; Trichomonascaceae
Gene: MRT4
Product: Mrt4p
Exons: 1
Coding region: 1-552 (183 amino acids)
Biological process (GO): ribosomal large subunit biogenesis; nuclear-transcribed mRNA catabolic process; ribosomal large subunit assembly
Cellular component (GO): preribosome, large subunit precursor; nucleolus
Molecular function (GO): RNA binding
Source: RefSeq, a predicted model, not a curated record